AUGGCCAACAAACACCCGGAUGUCUAUCCUGCCGACUUUAUCAAAGCUGGUAACGAAUUAUCCCACCUCGGCAAAGAACAAUCCAAACCGGCUUUGAUCAUAUUGAACCAGCCGAUAGCAGACACGAGGGUAUUAGGUCGUUUGUGGAACCAUACUAGCUACAGAUUGUGUGCUGAUGGUGGUGCAAAUCAACUUUACGAUCUCUUCAAACAAAAUGAUCCAACGCAGCUCGACCAAUAUCUACCGAACAUCAUUCAUGGUGACCUCGACUCCCUGCGACAGGAUGUCAGAGAUCACUACAAAUCACGCGGCGUAGAUGUCACAGAAGACCCAGACCAAUACAGUACAGACUUUGGGAAGGCCAUCAAACAAGUGCUGAGGGAGCAACCCUGUCAGAGAAACUUCCUGGUUCUCGGAACCAUAGCAGGACGACUUGACCAGGGUAUUGGCCUCUUGUCAGAAAUCUACCGAGAGCAACAUUCAGAGCAGCAUCCGAACAUUAGAUUUUGGUUGUUCUCCGAAUCAAGUAUCUCCUUCACACUCGCCCCUGGAACGACAACCAUCCACACUCCACUGGCUGAGAAAGUCAUCACACCAAAUAUUGGUAUCCUACCCAUAUUCGGCCCCGCGCAUAUCUCUACGAGUGGGUUGGAAUGGGACGUCGAAGAUUGGCAUACGCAAAUGGGGGGUCAAGUCAGCACCAGCAAUCACAUCGUGAAAGAUCAAGUCACAAUCUCAACUGAUGUGGAAGUGCUCUUCACAGUUGAACGUCGGAAAAGCGUAGCAGGCUAGGGGAAUGUACAACACGCAAAGAGGAGGACUUAUGAACCGACCGAAUCCAUUCGAAGAUGACAGUGGCGUCAACAACGAUGAGCGAUCAGUAGGAAUGGAUAUAAUGAAUCGUUUCGACAAGUAAAGGCUACGGUCGAUGUCAUUCUCAUAUGAUGCCAAACGAGCUGGGUCCACAACCAUCAAGCAACACGCUGUCAGCGCUGCGCAAUCCGAGAGAUGCAUCGUCCGAUUGCGCCCUAAACUCAUCACCUGCGAUAUCUGUCACCGUAAUCUUAUAUAUCAAGUGAAAGUAAACAAGAAGCGAAGUCAAAGUGAAUGGAUCGCUGAAAGGCAGAGAGUUUGUGUGGGGCAAAGCUGCAGCACUCCUUGAUGGAUAUAAAGAUGCGAUUUGACACAUGCAACGAAUUGACUUGAUGGUAACACAGAUUGUAGGGCGAAUUGAG
Messenger RNA from Aureobasidium pullulans EXF-150, 1235 nucleotides. RefSeq names its product Thiamin pyrophosphokinase. The record is from RefSeq and is a predicted model, not a curated record. The transcript has 2 exons. Gene Ontology annotation, biological process: thiamine metabolic process; thiamine diphosphate biosynthetic process. Gene Ontology annotation, molecular function: thiamine diphosphokinase activity; ATP binding; thiamine binding. Lineage: Eukaryota; Fungi; Ascomycota; Dothideomycetes; Dothideales; Saccotheciaceae. The coding region runs from base 1 to 792 and encodes 263 amino acids.